Dentiscutata erythropus is the source of this 522-nucleotide messenger RNA. The record is from the annotation of a GenBank genome assembly. NCBI's taxonomy places the organism in Eukaryota, Fungi, Glomeromycota, Glomeromycetes, Diversisporales, Gigasporaceae.
AUGUCUACCUCAAUUUUAAAAACCUAUUAUCAGCGAGGUGCCACCAUUUUAACACCUGGACAGAUUGAAGAAAUUAGAUAUCUCAAAAAUAAGCAAAAUGGAAACCACUUUUUCGAGGAGCUUAGGAAAGUACAAUCCAUCUCAUCAGUCCCUCCUUCAGAAAAUAUCCUCCAAGAAAAAGAAAACAAUUAUCCAAAUGUAGGAUCUUUAAAAUUGUUAGACGAGUCAAUUACAAGUGAAUUAUCUAGUUCGUCUAGGACCCCUUCAUUUUCUGAGUCUAUUGAGGCAGGAAAAGCAAAAAAGAAAAAGAAGUUAUCAAAACCCAAACCUAUUCAAAGUUCUGAUUUACCUGAGAUUUUAACCGAAGGCUCUUGCCAAAAUUCCUCACUAGACAUCUCAUAUGAUCUAAUUGCUUCAAUUGGAAAAAAUCAUAUCGAAGCAGAAGAAGCUAUACGUGAAUCAGAAAAAUGCCUAGCUCAUAACUCAUCUUUUAGCCCAUUAUAUUCAGCAAAAGUACUCUAA